Molecule: messenger RNA, 2633 nt
Organism: Chinchilla lanigera (long-tailed chinchilla)
Lineage: Eukaryota; Metazoa; Chordata; Mammalia; Rodentia; Chinchillidae
Gene: Lzts2
Product: leucine zipper, putative tumor suppressor 2
Biological process (GO): cell division; negative regulation of canonical Wnt signaling pathway
Source: RefSeq, a predicted model, not a curated record
GUUGCCCUGCAGGCCCCUGGCCUGGCCCGAGCCUCUGCUGCCAUGGCCAUUGUGCACACCGUACCAGUGCCACUGGAGCCCACUCCUGAGGCGGCCACCGCCCCCCAAGCUCCAGCCAUGGGCAGUGUGAGCAGUCUCAUCUCCGGCCGGCCCUGCCCUGUGGGGCCAGCUCCUCCCCGCCACCGAGGCGCCUCGGGGCCCACCUUCUUCCGCCAGCAGGAUGGGUUGCUACGGGGCACCUAUGAGGCACAGGAGCCUCUGUGCCCAACUGUACCACCCAGGAAGCCCAUCCCUGGCCCCAGCUUUACGUACGUCAACGAGGACUUCCGGACAGAGUCACCCCCCAGCCCAAGCAGUGAUGUAGAGGAGAGCCGAGAGCAGCGGGCUCGGAGCGCUCACCUCCGUGGGCCCCCCCCAAAGCUCAUCCCUGUCUCUGGAAAGCUGGAGAAGAACAUGGAGAAAGUCCUGAUCCGCCCCACGGCCUUCAAGCCAGUGCUGCCCAAGUCUCGAGGGGCACCCUCCCUGCCUAGCUUCCUGGGUCCUCGGGCCGCUGGGCUGUCUGGGAGCCAGGGUAGCCUGACACAGCUGUUUGGGGGCCCGGCAUCCUCCUCCUCCUCCUCAUCCUCCUCAGCUGCCGACAAACCCCUGGCACUGAGCGGCUGGGCCAGCGGCUGCCCAUCGGGGACACUGUCCGACUCCGGUCGGAAUUCUCUGUCCAGCUUGCCCACCUACAGCACCGGGGGUGCAGAGCCAGCCACCAGCUCUCCAGGUGGACACCUGCCCUCCCACGGCCCUGGGCGGGGGCCGCUGCCCGGGCCAGCCCGAGGGGCCCCUACUGGGCCCUCCCACUCGGACAGUGGCCGGUCCUCCUCCAGCAAGAGUACAGGCUCUGGGGGAGGGCGUGUGGCUGGGGGGCUCCUGGGCAGUGGUCCCCAGGCCUCCCCUGACAGCAGCUCCUGUGGGGACCGCUCACCCCCACCCCCACCCCCACCCCUCCCCUCGGAUGAGGCCCUGCUGCACUGCGUCCUGGAGGGGAAGCUCCGAGACCGGGAUGCUGAGCUGCAGCAGCUGCGGGACAGUCUGGAGGACAGCGAGGCCUCUGUGUGCCAGCCAUUCAGCGAGCGGUCACGGCACUGGCGGAGAGAGCAUGAGGCCCCACGGGAGGACUGUGCAACCCAGGCCCAGCGGGCCCGGAGGACCCAGCAGCUGCUGCAGCUGCAGGUGCUCCAGCUGCAGCAGGAGAAGCGGCAGCUGCAGGACGACUUUGCACAGCUGCUGCAGGAGCGGGAGCAGCUGGAGCGGCGUUGUGCCACCUUCGAGCAGGAGCAGCGGGAGCUCGGGCCCCGGCUAGAGGAGACCAAGUGGGAGGUGUGCCAGAAGUCAGGCGAGAUCUCCCUGCUGAAGCAGCAGCUGAAGGAGUCUCAGGCAGAGCUGGUUCAGAAGGGCAGCGAGCUGGUGUCGCUGCGGGUGGCCCUGCGGGAGGCCCGGGCUGCCCUGCGGGUCAGUGAAGGCCGCGCACGGGGCUUGCAGGAAGCAGCCCGAGCCCGGGAGCUGGAGCUGGAGACCUGCUCACAGGAGCUGCAGCGGCAUCGCCAGGAGGCCGAGAGGCUCCGAGAGAAAGCUGGGCAGCUGGACAUGGAGGCAGCGGGACUCCGGGAGCCCUCUGUGCCACCUCCCGCCACUGACCCAUUUCUCCUGGCAGAGAGUGAUGAGGCCAAGGUACAGCGGGCAGCGGCCGGGGCAGGAGGCAGCUUGCGGGCCCAGGUGGAACGGCUGCGGGCCGAGCUGCAGCGGGAGCGGCGCAGAGGGGAGGAGCAGAGAGACAGCUUCGAGGGGGAGCGGCUGGCCUGGCAGGCGGAGAAGGAGCAGGUGAUCCGCUACCAGAAGCAGCUGCAGCACAACUACAUCCAGAUGUACCGGCGCAACCGGCAGCUGGAGCAGGAGCUGCAGCAGCUCAGCCUGGAGCUGGAGGCCCGGGAGCUGGCCGAACUGGGCCUAACCGAGCCUGCCCCCUGCAUCUGCCUGGAGGAGAUAACUGCCACUGAAAUCUAGGGUGCCAGCGCUGCAGUGAGCUCUGCUUCGGGCCCCAGGGUCCACCGAGCAUCCCCAAGUCCGAGGACCCCAGAGCCACUUGUCUCCUGGGGUACAGGCCUCUGAGACCAGCAGAAGCAAGAGCAAAUCCCUCUGAAGUCACCAUGUCACUGUCCCCAGAGGCUCCUAACACUCCACCAUACACACACGCACCUGUGCCAGGCCCACUGGACACCGUGCUUGCGCACCCACUAGAGCCCAGAAGCUGGGAAGAGGAGGGGUCCCUCAUCUCCAAAUGUGCCCUACCCCAAAGCUAGAGAGAGCCAGAUGGCACCACAUGUGCCUGCCCCUGCCCGUGCUGGGGGACAGGGCUGGGACCGGGCCUGAUCCCCAAGUCCCAGCCCUGCAGCCUCUCUCCCGGGCUGGAGGGGGCUGAAGUCAGACCAAAGGAAGAACUCAGAGAUGUCUUGUUUAUUUGUGUUUGUGACCAAGCAGCCCCUCCCAGUACCCAGAUUUAUGGCCUCGUUUUCACGUGUAUAUUUUUCACACUGUAAAUUUCUUGUAAAAACCCAAAGAAAAAAUUAAAAAAACUUUUUUUUAAA